Messenger RNA from Cryptococcus wingfieldii CBS 7118, 1584 nucleotides. RefSeq names its product ornithine decarboxylase. Gene Ontology annotation, molecular function: ornithine decarboxylase activity. The record is from RefSeq and is a predicted model, not a curated record. Bases 1 to 1584 code for a protein of 527 amino acids. Gene Ontology annotation, cellular component: cytoplasm. Lineage: Eukaryota; Fungi; Basidiomycota; Tremellomycetes; Tremellales; Cryptococcaceae. The transcript has 4 exons.
AUGACCACCACCUUGACCCAAAACUACAUGGCCCCGGUCGCCCCGGUCCUCUCCAAGCAGCCGCCAUGGACCGAGCAAAACUUCCUCCAGUCGAGAACGACUGUGAACAAUAUGGUCAGGACGCUUGACCCCUCGGCGCAGCUGCCGUACGUGCCCGACAUGGCCCUCCCGACCCCGCCAGCGACGACAGCGAGCAUGUUGUCCACCGACGACGCCCACCCUGCCCUCGCCAACGUGGUCGAUAUGCCGGUGCACCAGCUUAUACAGCAGACUAUCGCGACUAGCACCGGUGUCGACUUGGACGAGUCUGCAUUCUUUGCUGCCGACUUGAGCGCGGUCUACCAAUCUGUCCAGCGGUGGCGCGCUUCGCCUAUCGGUUCGCGUGUCGAGAUCUUUUACGCGGUCAAGUGCAACCCUUCUCCUGCGGUGCUGCACUUGCUUUCCCUCAUGGGCACUUCGUUCGACUGCGCAUCUUCGUCCGAGAUCAACCAGGUCCUCGCGCUUCCCUCUGCGCCGGCCGGGGACAGGAUCAUCUUUGCCAACCCUUGCAAGCCCGCUUCCUUCAUCCGCACCGCGGCCCAAAAGGACGUGAGCAUGAUGACGUUUGACAAUGCCGACGAACUCUACAAGAUCAAGCGGAUCUACCCGAACGCCAAGCUCGUCUUGCGUAUCCUUACAGACGACUCCAAGUCGCUCUGCCGACUUGGCUUGAAGUUUGGUGCGCCCCUCGACUCGUGCCCCGGUCUUCUCAAGCUCGCCCGCCAGCUUGGGUUGAACGUCAUCGGUGUCUCCUUCCACGUUGGAAGUGGGUGCAAGGACCCGAUGCAGUUUGCCGAUGCCGUUUGGCGCGCGAGAAAGGUGUUUGAUAUGGGUAAAGAGGCUGGGUACGACUUUGGGUUGUUGGAUAUCGGAGGAGGGUUUGAGCAUGAGACGUUCAAGGAGAUGACUGAGGUGUUGAACGAUAGCUUUGAGCUCUACUUCCCUGCGAGCAGCGGGGUGAGGAUUAUUGCUGAGCCUGGACGAUUCUUGGUGUCCAGUGCGUUCACCUUGGCGACUUCUAUCAUUGCCGCUCGUCGAGCCAUUGGAGCCGAGGCCGGCAAGGAACAGGCUCAGGCUGUUGCUCAGGAAGAGGCCAAGUCUGCUGACGUGAUGUACUACAUCAACGACGGCGUUUACGGUUCUUUCAACUGCAUCAUGUUUGACCACCAAAUCGUCCACCCCCACCCUCUCACCAUCGCCCACGAGCGCGCCAUGGUCGAGCCUCCCUUCCCUCCUCUGCCCAAUGUGGCAGUCGACGUCGACCUCCCCGUUCAGAUGGGUUACACCGAUGUUGAGACGGCCAGUGUCUGGGGACCUACCUGCGACUCGAUCGAUUGUGUGAGGCAGUUGGUGGAUUUGCCUAGGGGUAUGGAUGUGGGUGAUUGGAUCGGAUGGAGUGAGAUGGGGGCGUACACUCUGUGCGCUGCGAGCACUUUCAACGGCUUCGAGAAGUCUCCUGUCCUCUGGACUACUGGCGGACACUCUGAAGACGCCUUGGCUGUGCGAGCGAUUCUCGACUCUUACAAUGCUACUUUCCUCAGAUGA